UUCCCCCCCUCCGGAUGACAGAGAGCGAAACAAACAUGGCGACGGAGUGGAAUGGACGCGGCUUCAUGAGAACUUUAAUGCUCUUUUGCUGCCUGGUGGCGGGCAGCCGAGCCCAGACGGGGGAGUCAAAGCCGCGGCCCCCGACGCGGAUACUCGGAAUGAGGCUGGAGAGGAGCGACACGCCGGCCGAGACGACCGAGCGGGGGAUCAUCCAGGUGACCGAGGGCAGCGACAUCCUGGUCAGGUUCUAUGGGCUCCACCUGUUCCCCAACAGCUCGGCGCUCGUCAGGUUCACGGAACUUUACUCCAGCGAGCAGGAGGACGACGACCACGGCGCCGUGGAGGUGCAGAACCUGACGUGUGCCGAGGACACCAAAGACCUGGUGGUGAAGGGCUCCAUGCGGGUGAGGAACGGGAACACCUCCGGGCUGCUGAACGUCACUGUCAAGCAGCUCCGCAAAAGUGAGGUGGUGAAGGUGUUCGGCCUGUGCGUGCGAGACCCACUCCAGGCCGCAGAUACCUGGUCCCUGCUGGACGAGCAGGACGGCCGAGUGCGGGUGGUGGAGGUGAAGAAGUCCCUGUUGCCCAUCUGGCUGCAGAUCAUCCUCAUCUCCUUCCUGCUGGUGCUGUCGGGCAUGUUCAGCGGGCUCAACCUGGGCCUGAUGGCGCUGGACCCCAUGGAGCUCCGCAUCGUGCAGAGCUGCGGCACCGAGAAGGAGAAGAGGUACGCCCGCAAGAUCGAGCCCAUCCGCCGGAAGGGCAACUACCUUCUGUGCUCGCUGUUGCUGGGCAACGUCCUGGUCAACACCACGCUCACCAUCCUCCUGGACGACCUCACCAAGUCGGGCUUCGGCGCCGUCAUCGCCUCCACCGUGGGCAUCGUCAUCUUCGGCGAGAUCGUGCCCCAGGCGCUGUGCUCCCGCCACGGCCUGGCGGUGGGCGCCAACACCAUCCUGGUCACCAAACUUUUCAUGCUCCUCACGUUCCCGCUUUCCUGGCCCAUCAGCAAGCUGCUGGACUGCGUCCUGGGCCAGGAGAUCGGCACCGUCUACAACCGGGAGAAGCUGGUGGAGAUGCUGCGGGUCACCGAGCCCUACAACGACCUGGUGAAGGAGGAGCUCAAUAUGAUCCAGGGCGCCCUGGAGCUGCGGACCAAAACAGUGGAGGACGUGAUGACGCCGAUCGGCAACUGCUUCAUGAUCCACAGCGACGCCGUGCUGGACUUCAACACCAUGUCGGAGAUCAUGGAGAGCGGCUACACCAGGAUCCCCGUGUACGAGGGCGAGCGCUCCAACAUCGUAGACGUCCUCUUCGUCAAGGACCUGGCCUUCGUGGACCCGGACGACAGCACCACGCUGAAGACCAUCACCAAGUUCUACAACCACCCGGUGCACUUUGUCUUCCACGACACCAAGCUGGACUCCAUGCUGGAGGAGUUCAAGAAAGGGAAGUCCCACUUGGCCAUCGUGCAGAAGGUGAACAACGAGGGCGACGGGGAUCCUUUCUACGAGGUGUUGGGCUUGGUCACGCUGGAGGACGUGAUCGAGGAGAUCAUCAAAUCAGAGAUUCUGGAUGAGUCAGACCAAUUCACUGACAAUCGUACGAGGAAGAAGGUGGCACCUAACAAGAACAAGAGGGACUUCUCGGCUUUCAAGCACGAGAGCGAGUCCAAGGUCAAGGUCUCUCCGCAGCUGCUGCUGGCCGCCCAUCGCUUCCUGGCUACAGAGGUGGCCUUCUUCAACCCGACACAGAUCUCAGAGAAGGUCCUGCUGCGAAUCCUUCGCCACCCUGACGUGAUCCAGGAGAUCAAGUUCAACGAGAGCGAAAAGUGCUCGCCGCAUCACUACGUCUACCAGAGGGGCAAGCACGUCGACUACUUCAUCCUCAUCCUGCAGGGUCGAGUGGAGGUGGAGGCCGGCAACGAGAACAUGAAGUUUGAGACGGGACCUUUCUCCUACUACGGCAUCAUGGCGCUCAGCGCUCCCUUGCUGGUGGCUCCACCUCAUCCUCGCCUCGUCUCCUUUAAGAGGUUUUCUCUGUUCUCUCGGUUGCCAGGUAAAACCGUUUCCUAUGACUCACUGAGGCCACCUGCUGGAAGACUCACGUUAAGCGAUUUCCGCUCGCCGUCCCACCUCAGCGGCCUGAACCGCACGUCCUCGCUGAGCGGCGCCGACCGCACCGACUCGCUGUCGGUCAGCGGCAGCAACAACCAGCUCAACUGCAGCGUCACCUUGACACAGCAGUACAUACCCGACUUCUACGUGCGCGCCCUCACCGACCUGCAGUACGUCAAGAUCACACGCUCGCAGUACCAGAACGGCCUGAUGGCGUCCCGCCUGGAAAGCACGCCGCAGUCUCCCGAGAGCGUCCACCAACUGGCUCGCGUGGCCUUGAACACGCCCGCCGCCACCUCCAACAACGCCCUCAACGACCUAGGGGUGGACGCCGCCAUCACGGAGAACGGGCCCGACGAGACCACGCUGCUGCUCCUCAACGAGCAGAACUUGGCCCACGCCGCCAACAACCACAGCCAGCAGGAGAACAGCCUGUGAGGCUCCGCCCCCCCGGCCAUGCCCCCACCAUCACCCCGCCCUGACCCGCGCACGUUUGCACGCAUGCACUAUUAUGAUUGGACGUUUGCCGGGGAGGGGAGGAGUCACAAACCCCGCCUUCAUUUAUCCUCGGUUCCCUUCUUGUGAUUGGACCACUAAGCUCCUCCCCCUCGCACGUCAUGCCGCCUCUUCCCUUUUCCCGGACGACGAGACUCAGGGAGACUCCGCCCCCUCAUCGCACAUCGUGUGUGUGGCCGAAAGCGUCGUGUUGUUUGCUUGCCCCGCCCACAAAAUGGAAGUCCCGCUUCGUCCGCACAGCUGAAGUCCAAUCGAAAUUGUCCAAUAUUCCGUAGAGAGUUUUAUUGUUGGUGACAAUCAGUGCGAUGAUGAAUGUAGCGUUGGUGUGUUCGUGCGUCACAGGAAGCAAAAUGUGUCCAGUUAGUUGGCUUUAAGAGAUCGCAAAUUUCAUUUAUUUGCUGCGAGCGUUACGGGGCCACACUGCGGCGAGCGAGCAGGAAGAGUUGUUAGUCGCUACCUUACAAGAACUAAUUUCCCGAGAGUAAAGUUGUAAAUAUUGCGAGGAAAAAGUCACCAUGUCAGGAGAAUAACGUAAAAAAAGAGGACUUUUAAGUAGUCGCAACAUUAGCAUCUCACUUUAAUGUGGUGAAAAUGACAAAUCUCCACGGAAUAUUUCACAUCUAUCGGAUUAUUGCUAUGAUGUUUUUAUCGUAGAAGCUACUUUGUCAUCAGAAAAAUAAUACUUUAUCCCCGCAACUCUUUUCUCAUAAAAUGAAUACUUUUCCCCUGACAUUAUUAGCAUCUCAUUGUCAUUUUUGCUUUUUCCUCAUUCAAUUACGACUUUUUCCUCGUGAAGUUACAACUUUACUUCUGUAAUAUUUCAACAUUAUAUUCAUUAGUACAUAAUAUGACAUUGAAAUAUUACUCCAGUAGUGGUGUCAAUUUUUGGGGGGGUAAAACAUUUAUAAAAAUGUUCGCAAUAGUUUGACACAAAAUGGCAACUUUUCAGUCGUAAAAUUACAAUUAUUUUGCCAUAGUUCAACUUAAAUCCUGUUAAUCGAAUACUUUUCUCCUUGGCAUCAUAUUCUCAUUUUUGCUUUUUCCUCGUUAAAUUGCGACUUUUUCCUCGUAAAGUUACAUCUUUUCUUCAAUAAAAUUUCAACAUAGUACUCAUUAGAACAUAAUACGACAUUGAAAUAUUACUCUAGUAGUGAUGUCAAUUUUUGGGGGGGUAAAAAAAUUUAGAAAACAUAUCGCAAUAGUACGACACAAAAUGGCAACUUUUCCAUCGUAAAAUUUCGAUUAUUUCGCCAUAGUUCAACUUGAAUCCCGUUAAACGCAUACUUUUCUCCUUACAAUAUUAGCAUCAUAUUCUCAUUUUUGAUUUUUCCUCGCUAAAUUACGACUUUUUCCUCGUGAAGUUACAACUUUUCUUCUUUAAUAUUUCAACAUGAUACUCAUCAGUAUGUGAUAAGACAUUGAAAUAUUACUCCAGUAAAUAUGUCAGUUCUAUUUUUGUAAAAAUUUUUGACACAUUUUCGCAAUAGUACGACACAAAAUGGAAUUAAUAUUCCACAUUAAUUAUUGUGACAUUUUUCUUAUUUUUUUUUUACUCUUCUUUUUUUUUGCACUCUUCUCAGUGUGGCCCUCGUAGUACUUUUGAAAAGCACCGUAUUUUUGUGCGAAAUGUGAUAUCAUUUCUUAUGCCUCACGGUGAGAUGUUUUUUGGGGGGGGGGGGGGGUUAUGGGGGGUUCGUCGUUGAAAUGUGAGACGAUGACACACACUCCAACUUUUUGGUUUGACUGUAACUUCUUAAAGGAACACAACAACAACAACGACGAGCAUUGUGCUUUCUUUGCUUGCAACUGUAAUUCCUACAAAUAAUAAUAAUAAUAAUAAUAAUAAUGAUAACGAUGAUAAUGGCUUCCCUUGGUGAGACACUGACAACAGAAGAAGGCUGCUGCUGCUCUCCUUUUUAUUUUUAUUUUUUUAAUUGGCAGGUAAAUUUAUGUCUAAUGAUCACAGGGCAUUGUGGGAUUUUUCCGGGUUGUAAACGUUGGCCUUUCCAGUUGACUGUGAAUUGUUUUUGUUUUUUUAAUGCAGCAUCACCUUUUUGUCGAAUGAAUGGUACAUUAAAAACUCAUUAAAUUGCAUUAGUGUGCAUAUUAACAUCCAGUACUGUGCAAAAGUCCAUGUAUUGUUUCAUUCUGCGACUUACACGUUUUUCGCCGCUUUCCCUUGGCAUAAAACGUAAUAUUUUGCACGUGUUGUUGAAUAUUAUCAAGAAAUAAAACACUUGUGUGGUACAUGGGCCAAAGAAAACGGCUGUAAACCUGUUUGUAAUAUUCUCAGCAAUACAAUGAAUCACCAUAAUGACUUCUUUGAAAACUUUUAAGUAACUCAGUUAGUCGUGCGGGUAUAGAAAAUAAAAUGAUAUUCUACGCCAGGGGUGUCCAAACUUUUUCCACUUAGGGCCACAGACUGAAAAAUCAAAGCAAGCGGGGGCCAUUUUGACGUUUUUUGGCGCUUUCCCUCGGCAUGAACUGUAAUAUUUUGCCGCUUUCCCUCGGCAUAAAAUGUUAUAUUUUGCACGUGUUGUUGAAUAUUAUCAAGAAAUAAAACACUUGUGUGGUACAUGGGCCAAAGAAAACGGCUGUAAACCUGUUUGUAAUAUUCUCAGCAAUACAAUAAAAUCACCAAAAUGCAGGGGUGUCUAAAGUGCGGCCCGGGGGCCACUUGGGGCCCGCAGGUCAUUCUUUAACGGCCCCACGGCACAUUUUGAAAAUACAAUUGAAAAAAAUAAAAAAACAUAAAAAGUGGUAUAAAAGCGCAAACAGGUGAAAUGUAACAAGAAAAUGUUGCAAUGCUUUGAUAACACAAAGCUGCCAUGCAGGCUUUUUCUUUCUUUAAAAAAUAAUAAUGAAUCAAAAUCAAUGUCAUUUUGAAUUAUUGACCUAUUCAAGGCUUCAAUUACGUCACGUUAAAUAUUCCACUUUGAGAUAUUUUUGGGGGAAAAUAUUGCAUAUUUUGUGUUUUGCAAUAUAAAAAAACUGAGCUGUUUUUUUUUUUUAAAGAAGGGCCUAAAACAAACAAACAAAAAACAUAAACAACAAUAAAACUUAAAAUUGAUGGAUAUAUCUGAAGCUGAUCUCGAGAUUAUUGUACUAAAAGUAAACAGUAAAAAAAAUGUAUUAUUUAUUUUUUAACACUUUAAUGAGUAGGACACUUUUGGAUCCCCAAUAAUUUUGGUGUCAUUUGUUUUUAAUGGUCAUUGCUCAAAAAAUAAUAAUGAAUCAAAAUCCAAAAUUAAGGCUCCAAUUAUUAUAUAAUCUCAAAUAUUCCACCUAAAAAAGUUAUUGGGUGAAAAUAUUGCAUAUUUUGUGUUUUUUCCUUCUUUUUUUCUAAUGUUGAUCUGGAUGUUUAAAACUUGAAUAAUAAUAAUAAAAAUAAUAAUACUGAAUAAUGACACAUUUUUUAUAUUUUUUGGGGACCAAACCCUUUGGGGUCCCCGGGAUCAUAACUGAGUGGAGGCCUAAAUGUAUAUUUUUUUAUACAUAUAUUGUAUUGGUUUUUAAAAUAAAAAUUAUGAAAAUGGGCCCCGCUUGAUUUGAUUUUUCAGUGGGCGGCCCUCAGUGGAAAAAGUUUGGACACCCCUGCCAUAAUUACUUCUUUGAAAGCUUUUAAGUAACUCAGUUAGUCAUGUGGGUAUAGAAAAUAAAUGAUAGUCUACGCGUAUGCAGUACUAACAUUAUUGUGGGCACGUAUUGCUAAAAUAGCUACUUAAAAUAGGAGGCGGAAGGAAAACUAGAUCCUCCCAAUACAAUGUCAAUAAGCCUUUUUUUAAUAUUAAUUUAGAAGUAUCCACUCAAUAAAAAUAACAUUAGAUCAAUCCCAGCAAAAUGUCGAUACUGGAACUCGAGAAUCUACAUUUUUUGGCAUCGACGUAAGCAUAUCUACGCCCUGGUCUUGAACAGGGAGUAAUUAGCCUGCUCGCUAACAAAGAAGUCAACAACAUCCACUGGUGACUUUUGCUCAGUAUUUUUUUGUGUGUCAAUACUGCGGGAGUAUUUUGCCAAAGAGUCGUUUUAUUUUGGAUAUUUUUGUACGUCAGGCGUCACGCUGCCUUUAAGGGAACACUAAAAGUACCUUGCAGUACUUUUACGAAGAGAGCCUCUUGUUGUGUUUAAAAGCACUUUAUUAGCAACCUCGUCGACUACCACAUCCUAAAAAAAAAAGCCACAAAUAUGCCAAAGUUUUUAUGUCGCAAUAAUGGAAAAAAAGUACUCUCCAGGAUUUUAUCACAAUUUCAAAAUGAAACUGCUUUUUUUCCCCCAAGCAAUUAUUCACCAUUGUGUUGCCUUCACUGUCCCUUUGUCAUUUUGACACUUUCUUACCUGCUUUCAAUGAAAUCAAACUGUUGUUUUUUUUUGUUCCGGGUGCCUGAAUGUUUUUGUACCUCAAAAAACAACACUGUCGAUGAUGAUUGUCUGAUGCCGAAUACCUUCUAUUUUUUUUUCUUGUUUUAGUUUUCGUGGUCGCUAAAGUUGUUUCCACACUGAUCGGGAACAGCGGGAAUGCCGAACGGAAAAAAAAAACUUCACCAAAAAAAAAAAAAAACACACAAAACUGUCCUUCAUUCCCGACGGUGCGCUUUAUUAAGAAAUCCCCAAAUGAAAGGUGUAAAUAGUGUUUUAUAAUUUCCUGUCUUAAUGAGUUUUUAUGAUGAUGAUGAUGAUGAUGGAUGUUAUUAUUAAUAAACCUGAGAUCUAUUUCUCUAUGAUGA
Nerophis ophidion (straightnose pipefish) is the source of this 7354-nucleotide messenger RNA. Its product is annotated as metal transporter CNNM4-like. The transcript has 9 exons. Gene Ontology annotation, biological process: magnesium ion homeostasis; magnesium ion transport. NCBI's taxonomy places the organism in Eukaryota, Metazoa, Chordata, Actinopteri, Syngnathiformes, Syngnathidae. Gene Ontology annotation, molecular function: sodium ion transmembrane transporter activity; magnesium ion transmembrane transporter activity. The record is from RefSeq and is a predicted model, not a curated record. The coding region runs from base 15 to 2552 and encodes 845 amino acids. Gene Ontology annotation, cellular component: plasma membrane.